AUAUAACAAUUGCGCCACCAACUAAAAAACCUCGCUGCUUUCAUCAUUCUCUGUCGGACAAUCGAAUUCUACAUAGAGAAGCAAAAAAACAAAUGAUUCACAGUUUCACCAGAGGGAGAGAAACCAAACCAAACCAUUAAGAAAUGGCGGGUUCCAGGGUUUUGUGAACAGGAACUCAUCCUCCAUGGAAAUGCCCGCCAGAAGAUCCAACUACUCACUUCUCAACCAAACUCCCGACGACCAGUUCGUAGCAGAAGCUUUGCAUCUGUCGUUCGACUCCUCCUCCGGCGACAGCAAGAACAACAAGGGAAAGUUUGACAGAGUCUUUGACUGGGACUCCGUCGUCGAUCACAGGCUCGCUCAGCAAGGGAAUCGGAUCGUGAAUUUGUACUCUUCGAUCGGGUUGCAGAGGCAAUCCAGUGAAAACAGUUUCGGCGAGAGCUCGCUGUCCGGCGAGUUCUAUGCGCCGACGCUGUCAACCGUCGCGGCCAAUGAGAUCGACGCCUUCGGCUACGCGCUCCAAGAUGGAUUCAAAGUCGGCGUCAGUGGUGGCGAGGUCAAAGCCAAGUUUCCGGACACUGCGACGGCGAGGAGUGGAGGGUCUUACGGUAAGAGUUGGGCGCAACAAACGGAGGAGAGUUACCAGUUACAGCUGGCAUUGGCUCUUAGGCUUUCUUCGGAGGCCACGUGUGCUGAUGAUCCCAAUUUUCUGGAUCCUAUGCCUGAUGAAUCCGUCUUGAGGUCCUCGUCGUCGUGUUUUGCAGAGGCAGUGUCGCAUAAAUUUUGGGUGAAUGGCUGCCUAUUAUAUUUUGACAAAAUUCCUGAUGGAUUUUAUCUAAUUCACGGGAUGGAUCCCUAUAUAUGGACUGUGUGCACUGAUUUGCUGGAAAAUGGACGAAUUCCUUCAAUUGAGGCGCUAAAGUCUAUAUAUCCCUGUUCUGAUUCUUCACUUGAAGUAGUUUUGGUGGACAGACGUGGUGAUCCUAACUUAAAAGAACUGGAAAACAGGGUACAUAACAUUUCUUAUAGCUGCUUUACAACAACAGAGGUUGUAGACCAACUUGCGAAGCUGGUUUCCCAUUGCAUGGGGGGUUCAACUUCUGAAUGGGAAGAGGACCUCUUUCCCAUAUGGAAGAAGUGCAUUAAAGAUCUGAGAGAUUGCUUAGGAUCUGUUGUUGUUCCGAUUGGCAGUCUAUCUACUGGACUUUGCAGGCAUCGUGCUAUAUUAUUCAAAGUACUAGCUGAUGCCAUUGAUUUACCGUGUCGAAUUGCAAAGGGCUGUAAAUAUUGUUCUAGAGAUGAUGCCUCCUCAUGUGUUGUUCGAUUUGGGCUUGACAGGGAAUACAUGAUUGAUCUUAUUGGGAAGCCAGGUUGCUUAUGCGAGCCUGAUUCCUUGCUUAAUGGUCCAUCUUCCAUUUCAUUUUCUUCACCCUUGCGCAUUCCAAGACUUAAACCAGCUGAACCUACCAUUGAUUUCAGGUCACUGGCCAAACAAUAUUUCUCGGAUUGUCUGGCUCUUGAGCUUGACUUUGAUAGUGGUUCUGCAGAACAGUUUGAAGGGAAGUAUAGGGACAGGAACCCUGGGCCAAUUCAAAAUGAUAGUGACAAAAGUUCUUUUGUUCUUCUGCAUUCGCAAGCUUAUCAUCCAAGCAUACAUGAUCAAAGCUCUGGAACAUUUAACUCGGUCAACCCUCCUUGGAACGUUGUAGAACUGACUACUACAGGCAAGGAUCCAUUGCCGUUAAAGCAUAACCAUCCUGGAUUGUUUAUUCCUAGCAAACCUAGUAAAGAGCUUGCCCUUCACAUGGAGGAUUUGGACAUACCAUGGACUGAUCUUGUUUUAAAAGAGAAAAUAGGAUCAGGUUCUUUUGGAACUGUACAUCAUGCUGAGUGGAAUGGCUCGGAGGUUGCUGUGAAGAUUUUGAUGGAACAAGACUUCAAAACUGAAAGCUUCAAGGAAUUCCUGAGGGAGGUUGUAAUAAUGAAAGGCUUGCGACAUCCAAACAUUGUUUUGUUUAUGGGUGCAGUCAUUAAGCCUCCUAAUCUAUCAAUUGUCACGGAAUAUUUGUCAAGGUUUUACAACAUCUCAUCUACCAGUUUCUUUAUGUCCCCCACAUAAGAGGGAACUCUUUUGAUGGCUACAACAUAUUUUACACUUGAGAUUUGAAGGGUUUGAUUGAACUAAGUGCAGGGGUAGCUUAUAUAGGCUGUUGCAUAAACCUGGUGCCAGAGAGAUGUUGGAUGAGAGACGUAGGCUUAGUAUGGCUUAUGAUGUGGCUAAGGGGAUGAAUUAUCUUCAUAAACGCAAUCCUCCUAUUGUUCAUAGAGAUCUGAAAUCUCCAAACCUUCUUGUUGACAAGAAAUAUACAGUGAAGGUUGGUGAUUUUGGGCUUUCCCGACUAAAGGCAAAUACAUUUCUCUCAUCCAAGUCUGCUGCUGGGACUCCUGAGUGGAUGGCUCCAGAAGUUCUUCGUAAUGAGCCAUCCAAUGAGAAGUCAGAUGUGUACAGCUUUGGUGUCAUCUUGUGGGAGCUUGCAACAUUGCAACAGCCAUGGAGUAAUUUGAAUCCAGCACAGGUCGUGGCAGCUGUUGGCUUUAAGGGAAAAAGACUUGAGAUACCACGUGAUUUAAAUCCUCAAUUAGCCUCAAUAAUUGAGGCUUGCUGGGCCAAUGAACCCUGGAAACGCCCUUCUUUUUCAAGUAUUAUGGAUUCUUUGAAAGUAUUGUUCAAACCCCCUACACCUCAACCUAGUCAUCCAAACAUGCCAUUACUUACCUGAGUGGUGUGGAAUCGUAGUUAUUCAUGCACAUACUACAGGAUUUAUUAGUUUUAAUAUCUAACAGGAAUACAUUGUUUCAAUAGUCCCAGUUGCAGAGGCACAGUUGUACAUUUUUGUUAUAAUUUGGAUUAAGAAUACUAUUUUCAACGCAAAGCCAGGAUACUCCAUCUUUAUUCCAACAAAAUAUUGUGUGAUUAGGCGAUCCAAUAAUUUUGUGAAGAAAUGUAUAAUUUUUUUUUUCACCCAUAAUUUUGUAUGUAAAAUUAUUCUCAUUGUAAUAUAUUCAGUUAAUGAUAAGCAGCUCUUUAAC
Abrus precatorius (Indian licorice) is the source of this 3090-nucleotide messenger RNA. Its product is annotated as serine/threonine-protein kinase CTR1-like. The coding region runs from base 185 to 2119 and encodes 644 amino acids. The record is from RefSeq and is a predicted model, not a curated record. The transcript has 15 exons. Gene Ontology annotation, molecular function: protein kinase activity; ATP binding. NCBI's taxonomy places the organism in Eukaryota, Viridiplantae, Streptophyta, Magnoliopsida, Fabales, Fabaceae. Gene Ontology annotation, biological process: protein phosphorylation.